AUGACUGUUUUCCUUGUUAUUAUUGCUGCUGCAUUUGCUUUGUUUGAUGUCGCAUAUUACAUUAGAGUUGUAAUUUCAAUAAUUCUGUACACACGAAAAGGAAAAUUUAGGCGAAUGUCCAUUUUGGAUGAAAGUAUGAUAAAUGGAGUCUGUUGGACAAGUGAUCUAGAUGCAAAUUGGCACAUGAAUAAUUCCCGCUAUCUCCGUGAGUGUGACUUUGCCAGGAUGAAACUAUUUCUGGAAAAGGGCAUUUUUAGUGGACUUUGGAAAAGCAAUGCUUCAAUAACUAAUGGUGGAAGUACAAUAAGAUACAGAAAAUCUCUACAACUCAUGGACUUUUUCCUCAUAAAAUCAAAAAUACUCCACUGGGAUUCAAAGGCAUUUUACCUAGAGCAUCAAAUAAUAGAAACAAAAACCAACUUUGUGUCGGCUAUUGCACUGGUCAAAAUGGUUGUGAAAGGAGCCAGUCCAGACACAGUGCUAAAUAAAAUGGACAUCAACUUAAAAUCACCAACACCACCACCUGAGCUACAAAAACUUAUAGAACUAAAUCAGAUCUCUAGUGAAAAACUCAGAAAAGCUAUGUAAACUGUAACUUAUCAAUGAUAUAAUCAAUGUAAACUGUGAUAAAGAAAUUAAUCAGUAUCUAAUGGAAACUCAAGGAAACCAUGUAAUGUUAACAAUGUAUUUUAGAAUAAGGUCAUUUUAAAACAUUAUAGUGGCAGGAGCAGUAUUAAUAUCAGAGACUGUUUCUUUCUAACUACUACUGAGGUACCUUUUUUCCACAUGGUAUUAAUUUACGAGGUAUGCUAUGUAUGCAGUCACAAAUUUUUCGCAGAAGUUUGUCCAAGCAUACUUUAAGUACAUUUAAGACAUGUAGUAGCGAUCUAAGAAAUCCACAUAUUUUUUUACUCCGGGAUAUUACAGAAAUUGAUUCUGCGGAAUUUUGACUCCAUAAAAACAUAGGUAAUCAAAGAUUACGAAGCUCACCUCGACGAAGGUUAUCUAUAAGUAAGGCAAAUCUCACAUCAUAUUUUUUCUAGUUAGUGUUCAUCCCAAGAUCAAUAUCCAUACAAGUUUGGCUUAAGAAGGACUUAUAGAUACUUGGAAAUAGACCUGCUCAAAAAACUUUUAACCUGUUUACUAAUCAAGAAAAUUUGGUCAGUUCCAACAUCCAAAGCAAGUCUGGAAGUUUUCAUCCUUAGAUGCACCAUCCAUGCAAGUUUAAUCAUAACAUGUCAUAAUAUUAUAUAGCUACUCCAAAAACAUUACUCUGGUCACUCAUCUGGAAAAUGUAGGUCAGAUUCAGAAUCCAAAACAAGUCUGAAAGUGUCCAUCCUAAGAUACAUCAUUAAAAUAUGGCUAAAAUUCACUCAUCUGGAAAAUCUAGGUCAGAUUCAGCAUCCGAAGCAAGUGUGGUAGUGUCCAUCCCUAGUUGCAUCAGCCAUGCAAGUUUGGUUCAGGUAGGGCUUAUAGUUACUUGGGAAUGGACCUGCUCCAAAAACUUUAACCUGGUCACUUAUCUGGAAAAUCUAGGUCAGAUCCAGCAUCCGAAGCAAGUGUGGUAGUGUCCAUCCCUAGAUGCAUCAUCCAUGCAAGUUUGGUCCAGGUAGGGCUUGUAGUUACUUGGGAAUGGACUUGCUCCUAAAACUUUAACCUGGGACAUUGACGCCAACGCUGGGUGUAUAGCAUAAGCUCAUCUCGACUUCGUCGAGGUGAGCUAAAAAGUACAUUUUCAGUAUGUAUUAUUUCAUCAUCUUACCUGAUAUCAAAUAAAAGGGUUCAACUCUGUUUAAUCUAAGAUUCUUUAUUAUGUCUUCCUUUCAGUGCCUCUUGUUUUACCACAAAUUCAAAUGUUUAUUAGCAAUCUGUCAGUGAAAUGAUAUGUAUUGAAAAGAUACCAUAUGCUAUUGGACAUCUAGGGUGAAAUGAACAUUGAUAAUAAUAUGAGAUACGUAGAUAUUCAUAUCAUUGAAGCAGAGAAACUUUUCGCAUUAAUUCAAUGUUAUUAAAGCUGGUGGGUAUCUUUAAUAAUAUAUUCCUCUUUUGGAAGAAGUUCCUUUAUUUUGUUAAUUUAUAUACAAAUUGCAAAAUUAUGCAUACUUAAGUUUGACGUGCUACUGAGGAUGCAUAACAAAUUAUGAAAUUUAUUCAACAUUCAUACUUAAAUGAUACUCAAAAAGUCACUUGAAAUGAGUGGCUGGUUUGGAUGAGACCCUAAAAUCUUCAGAUCUGUGUCAUGGUAGGCAUUAGCACACUAAAGAAUCCUCAUUGCUCAAUGGCUUUGAUUGCCAAGUAAUGAUAUGUUUGAACCCUUUGACCUGCAUAUUAAAUGCUACAUUUUGUAGCUAUGUCUCGCACCCUUAAGUGGAACAACCUUGUAAGGGAAGUUAAACUUAAAUCAAUCAAGUAGUUGCAGCUGUUGUACAUGUAUAAUAACACUUCAUUGCAAAUGUUCAUUUAUACCAUAUACAUUUAUCAUUUAAAUCAUAUAUUAUAUACUACCUGAAGAAUGUACCACAUUAAAGUGCACAUCAAUACAUGUA
Messenger RNA from Saccostrea echinata, 2546 nucleotides. RefSeq names its product protein THEM6-like. The record is from RefSeq and is a predicted model, not a curated record. Lineage: Eukaryota; Metazoa; Mollusca; Bivalvia; Ostreida; Ostreidae. The transcript has 3 exons. The coding region runs from base 1 to 588 and encodes 195 amino acids.